AGACAAAAGAUCGCUGACGCUUUCUACGUACCAUAAUACCAAUCUCUCUCGUUGGGGUUCAACAUUCAACAUUCAACAAGGCGUUUACAGAUAAACGUUGUGUUGCUUCCCUAUUGCAAACUCCGAGGCUUUCUCUAUCACCCGAUCCAACUGGGGGUUGCUUGCCGCUUCCAUUUUUUCCAUUUACCCAAACUCCUUCCUAUCUGCUCAAACACACUCCUUUCAUUCUGGGUUUCUCAAUUAGGCCAUCAAGAAACAUUUCAUUGAACUUAAGAAGAAGGGAAGGUGCGUAGUUUAGAAAGAUGAGUAAGCUGGAUGCAACCAGAGCAGAACUUGCUCUUCUAGUUCUGUACUUGAAUAAAGCAGAAGCCAGAGACAAAAUAUGUAGAGCUAUUCAGUAUGGCUCCAAAUUCUUAAGUAAUGGUGAGCCUGGCACAGCACAAAAUGUUGACAAAACUACCAGUUUAGCUCGAAAAGUUUUCCGUCUUUUCAAGUUUGUCAAUGAUCUGCAUGGCCUUAUUAGUCCAGUUCCUCAAGGAACUCCCCUUCCUCUUAUUCUUCUGGGAAAGUCGAAAAAUGCAUUGCUAUCGACUUUUCUAUUCCUUGACCAAAUUGUUUGGCUCGGGAGAACAGGCAUCUAUAAGAAUAAGGAACGCACUGAACGUAUUGGAAGGAUUUCUUUGUUCUGUUGGUUGGGCGCUUCAUUCUGUACGGUGUUAGUCGAGAUUGGAGAGAUCGGUAGGCUAUCUGCUGCAAUUAAGAAGCAAGAGAAGGAUUUUAAGAAUAAGGAUAGCAAUCGACACCAAGACGAGAAAUACCGUGCAAAUCUUAAAAAAUCAAAUGAAAGGUCCCUGGCCCUGGUUAAAGCAUCCAUGGAUUUGUUUGUUGCUGUUGGACUACUUCAGUUGGCACCAAAGAAAAUUACGCCCCGUGUCACAGGCGCUCUUGGAUUUGUUAGCUCACUGAUCUCUUGCUAUCAGUUGCUUCCUCCUGCAUCGAAAGCGAAGGCACCGUGAAGAAGGAAAGCAAAAUCCCAGUGGAGUAGACGAAUGAAUAAGCAGUUGAAUUUGUGUGUUGUUAAAAGGGUAUGUGGUUUAAAGUAGUUUGGAGCCCACUAGAAAGGGGUAGGGUGACCUUGAAAUGUUUGUUGGAUCAAAUAAUAGAUGCUGUUGUUGGAGUUGUAGCAUCCUUGAAAUUUCAUUCUUGUUAUAGCAUGUUUUGAUUGAGAACU
Benincasa hispida (wax gourd) is the source of this 1231-nucleotide messenger RNA. RefSeq names its product peroxisomal membrane protein 11C. The record is from RefSeq and is a predicted model, not a curated record. NCBI's taxonomy places the organism in Eukaryota, Viridiplantae, Streptophyta, Magnoliopsida, Cucurbitales, Cucurbitaceae. Gene Ontology annotation, cellular component: peroxisomal membrane. Gene Ontology annotation, biological process: peroxisome fission.